AGGUCCAUUGGGUGAGGUCAAGGGAGGAGGUGAGGGUGAGCAACUUGGAAGCAGUAGCAGCCAUGAGAUUGUCAAGUGGGAUAUUGAAUGAAGGGCAGAGAAGAGGAACUGCAGAAUCCAAGCAGCAAAGGAAGAGGAAGGAGGUCAGUAGAUGACCAUGAACCAAAGGUGAAUAUUGUGGUAGAGGCGGACAGAGUCAACAUCAAAGUAGGAGAAGGUGAGGGAGGGUUCAGUGGGUAGGACCAAAAAGGUGCAGCAGGGGAAGAGAACUACUGCCACUUCAACCCCUCAAUGGUCGCCAGGAUGAGAGGUGUGAGAGAGAGGCCCCAAUUUAGAGGGCAUCUGAGGAAGUGUCAGGCGGGGAGAGCAAAGUUUUGGUGAUGGCAAUGAGGGUGAGGGAGUCACAGAUGACAGGGUCAUGGGUGAAGCCCAGUUUCAAUGGGUGCAGAAGAAAGUGAGCCUGAGGGCAUGGGGAUGAGGAUGGCAGAGUAGAGGGUGCACUAAGAUGGUUCAGGGGUGUAAUAACGGGUGUGAAAUGGGUGAGAGAGGACAGAGGAGGCAGAGUAUAUCUAUCUAUCUAAUCUAUCUAUCUAUCUAUCUAUCUAUCUAUCUAUCUAUCUAUCUAUCUAUCUAUCUAUCUAUCUAUCUAUCUAUCUAAUCUAAUCUAAUCUCUGACUCUUUCUGCCUCUCUCUCAAUGCCUGAGCUUUGCAGUGAGACUAUCAGUCCCAGCCCUGGCUCAGUGGGAAGGAGCUCAGUAGUAAAGCCGCACUCCUCCCACUCUGAUGCUUCAUUCAUGUUCCUGGUCAUCUCCGCCCCGUGACGUCUCCGGCCCCGCCCCGGCAGCAGAGGAGAGUUUGGGGAGAGCCCGGAGCCCGCAGCGCAGCAGAGAUGGGGGGCUACAUCCCCAUAGAGAGCACAUGAUGCGCCAGUGACCCGGCCGGGUGUUCAGACAUGCCCGGGCUUUUACAUCUGUUUCUGCUAACUUGCUGCCUGCAGCUGCUGUGGGGGGCCCCCGCCUCAACCCCCCGACCCUCCCAGGGGAAUCAGCACUCAGAAGAUAGCCAGAUGUCUGUCAGACCACAGCCAUACAAGAACAUCACCAAUGGCGGAGAAAGUGACGUGUUUCCGUCUCAGGACAAUUUCCCCAAAGAGGAUUCCACCUUUAUCCUAGAUUUACAGAACCUGUCCAAGGCUAACCUCACCUCCGAGAACCCCAAUAUUCAGGUCACUAUCGAGGUGGACCCCAGCUCUCAGACAGAAGUUGAGUUGGACCUCUCCGAUACUCGCACAGACUGGAAUGAUCCGGACUGGGCGUCACAGCAUGAGCUCUUCUGGCCACUGUUCUGGGAGUACAGCGAUUUCCCCAAUGGAAAGCUUUCAACCCCGGGCACCGUGGGGCCGGACACGGCUGAUUACUCACAGUAUGACUGGGAGGACAACAUCCUCAGUGGUGGAGAUGCCAACACACAUGGCACCCCCGGUGACAACUGGAUCUCUGAGGACAAAUAUCAUUACGACUAUGAUGAGGAUGAGUGGAGUCACUGGACUCCGUGUAGUGCUACCUGUGGCCGUCCCAGUCAAAAACGUACCCGAUCCUGUGGCUAUUCUUGUACAGCAACAGAGUCUCGAGUGUGUGACCUUCCCUCAUGUCCAGGAGAACAGGAAAAUGCAGAGAAUGCAACUCUGUGGACCACUCUGGCCAAGAGUGAGACCCCGGCUCCAGAGUCUGCUCACCAGGACAGCUGUGACCGCUGGCUGACAUGUAAGAGCGAGUUCCUGAGCAGCUACUUACAGCGGGUGCUGACAGAAUUGCCCAGCUGCCCCUGCUCUUACCCAUCGGAAGCCGUAUACAGUUCACUGAUGCUGCGAGAUGAAAAGCUGGCUAGCAGUUUCCGCUGGAGGGAUGCAAGUGGCGGCCGGGAAAGACUGGAUAUUUACAAUCCUGGUGCUCACUUCUGCUUGCGUUCGUUGCUGUCUCGAGACAGCAGCAGCCUGGGAGCGCAGCACUGCUGUUACGACCAUUCCCUGAGACUGCUAACCCGCGGCCGUGCAGCUGGGAUCCCCAACCUGAUCAGUGCAGACUUCUCCCCUGAACUUCACUACAAAGCGGACGUGAUGCCCUGGAUCCUGUGCAAGGGCGACUGGAGCCGUAUCCACAUGCUGCGUCCCCCCAACAAUGGGCGGGGCUGUCCUGAGAACCCCUCUGAGGAGGAGUAUCUGUCCCAGCUCCAGGAAGCUCGGGAGUUCUAGGCACAGUGGUAGUGCGGCUGUACGUGUAGACUGCGCCAGGACGGCUGCUGCUGCGGCAGAGCCAGUGUUCUCCAGAUUUUGCCAAAGAGUUGUAAUAUAUUGGAAUUCAGUAUUUCGCCACCAAUGUUUAUAUAGUGAGCAUGGUACACGUGGUAUGGAGUGUGAACAGAACAGGUCUCUAAUCCACACACACUCACUAUAAAUCUUGUGUGCCUGCACAAACGUAUAAAAGGAAAUUAUGUCCUUUAUUCAGCAAAACAAAAACAAAAGUGCAGUGAAUACAGCUGUAAUAGAGUAUAUACACACAGCUGUGUCCUAUUAUAUGGGGUGACUACGCCUCCUUAUACAUUACAAAUCUUACCUUGUUCAGAUAAUUUUACAUUUUGCCCCCC
Pseudophryne corroboree (corroboree frog) is the source of this 2643-nucleotide messenger RNA. RefSeq names its product isthmin 2 (gene ISM2). The record is from RefSeq and is a predicted model, not a curated record. Bases 953 to 2251 code for a protein of 432 amino acids. The transcript is spliced from 6 exons. Lineage: Eukaryota; Metazoa; Chordata; Amphibia; Anura; Myobatrachidae.